AUGGCCAUGGAUACAAAGUUAAAAUUAAGAGACUGGGCAAGGGUUUCGGAUUUGAUACUCGACAUGAUUUUUCAAAAAUGGCCUUCACUCUCUGAUUGCUUAUGUUUUGGCGCUGUAUGCAAGCCAUGGUUUUUCUUCGUAUCCAACAACAAUUAUGACGCCCUACGACAACGCAACGGUUCUAGUUCUGUCGAAGAGCUUCCUCUGCUAAUGAUCUUUAAAGGUCGAGCUAGCGCGUCUACAACUAACACAAGCUUAUACAGUGUGACCAGAGGUAAAAUAGUUAUGGAUCUCGAGAUACCAUUAAUAUAUGGGACUCAAAGAUGUUGUGGUUCUUCUCAUGGUUGGUUGGCUUUUCAAGGUGACUUUAGUUUCGCACUUUACAAUCCUUUCACACGCGAGAAAAUAGAUCUUCCUCGUCUUGAACUUAGGGCCACUAAAGUCAUUUUAUCCAAGAACCCUUCGACCAAUCCAAACGAUUAUGAGGUCAUGGCUAUGUCCUGGUACUGGGACGACAAUAGACUGGCUAUCCUAAAACCUGGUAGUAGUUAUUGGAAAUUCGUUUGUAUUCUCAGUGGAUCCCCUACACGUGAUGUGAUAUACUACUAUGAGAGAUACUACGCUGUGGAUUAUGCUGGUACGGUUUUCUCUAUAGACAACACUACUUUUAAAUAUAAGAAGAUUGCACCACCAUCAAUUGAUUAUGAGUGUAGUGAUUUCAGAGAAUUUUAUCUCGUAAAGACCACAACUAAUGAGUUGCUAAGAGUUCAAAUACUUCGUCCACAUGAUAAGCCCACAUGA
Lycium barbarum (goji berry) is the source of this 801-nucleotide messenger RNA. RefSeq lists its product as uncharacterized. The coding region runs from base 1 to 801 and encodes 266 amino acids. The transcript has a single exon. The record is from RefSeq and is a predicted model, not a curated record. Lineage: Eukaryota; Viridiplantae; Streptophyta; Magnoliopsida; Solanales; Solanaceae.